Molecule: messenger RNA, 1395 nt
Organism: Naegleria fowleri
Lineage: Eukaryota; Heterolobosea; Eutetramitea; Acrasida; Naegleriidae
Exons: 1
Coding region: 1-1395 (464 amino acids)
Source: RefSeq, a predicted model, not a curated record
AUGUGCGUCCAUCAUCAUCAUUCAAAUACUCUCCCAAACCAUCAACUCAACAAUUCCUAUCGAUCCUUCUUUUCAAAAAAGACAAAUAUCGACUCUGAUCGAAUAUAUAUUGUUCCUAACAAGGGCACUCAAGUCAUGUCUUGGGGACAAAAUAAUGAAGGACAAUUGGGUUUAAAUACUUUCGGAAUUGAAAAACUCUCUUCUCCAUCUUUUAUUGAUUCCUAUUGGUUCCACGAAAAGACAGUCAAGAAAAUAUCAACCGCAGCCAGUGCACAACAUGCCCUUGCUCUUACUGAAGAUGGAUUCGUAUAUGCCUGGGGAAGAGGAGCAGAAUAUCAGCUUGCACAAGACAAUAACCAUUCACAUGCAGCUCCUGUGUUGGUGGAUCCAAAAUAUUUCAAUUUAAGACCAAUUGUUGACAUACAAUGUGGAGGCUAUCAUUGUGCUGCCAUUGAUGAUGAAGGAAGAUUGUAUACAUGGGGAUUUAGUGGAAGUCCUUUUAAUCAAUCUGCUCUUGGUCAUUCUGGAUUUAAUAUCUUUGGAUAUGGAUUAUCUCCUUUUCCAAAACAAGUAGAAGCAUUGAAAGGAGAGUUUGUAAAACAAGUUGCGUGUGGUGACUAUCACAUCGGUGUGAUUUGUGGUCCAAAAGAUAGUAAUGAAACUUCUCAAGUAUAUGUUUGGGGUAAGGGAGAAUGGGGUAGAUUGGGUCUUGGAAACUCGGAUUCGAAGGCACUCCCAACACCACUUGAUAUGUAUGAAGAUGAUAUUGAAAAUGGUGGCACAAAAAAGACAGUAUUUUCAAAAAUUAGGAUGGGAAAGAAUUAUUCAGCUCUUAUUGAUUCGAAUGGUAAAUUAUACAUGUUUGGUAGACAUGAUGCCCAACAAUUGGGAAUGGAAUCAUUGAGACCAUCUCAAUUUGAUUGCGAAUCCACACCAAAACUAAUUCCACGAUUUGUAGAAAAUGAUAUUAAGGUGAGGGAUGUUGCUCUUGGAGACUCCAUUACAGCAUGUGUGACUCAAGAUGGACGUGGUUUUAUUUGGGGUAAAAAUGUGUAUCUUCCUCACGAAGUGAAUUUUGGAAAAGGUGUUCGAGUGAUAGAAUGCUCUGCAGGAAGAAAUCAUGUUGCCUUCCUACCAAUCAACAGGCGAUGCGUUUAUACAAUGGGAGGAAAUUGGUAUUAUCAAUUGGGAACAACAGGUCAACACGGCACACAAGACGUGAUUAAAUUGACACCUCAAUUAGUACCUGGAAAGAAGUUACAAGUUGCAUGUGGUAAUGCCUUUACAUUGGCUCUUAUUGAUCUUGAACGUAAGCCAGCCCCUACACAGGAAGAUGAAGAUGAUUACAUGAGUGCAGCAAUGAUCGGUCCAGAUGGUAAAUCAAUCCCCUUAUAA